UAGGAAGUUAGAACUUUACCUUUCCACCUCGAGGGUCGUGCCGAUGUCUCUUCUAAUCCUCCUGGUUCUAUUUCUCCACGUUGUAGGAGCUCGACCCCCUGACGAGGUCGUCGGGUACCUCGGAGAAACCGUCACUUUGCCCUCAGGAGCAGAUCCGUCACUGACUCUCACCAAAAUCGAGUGGUCCAUCUUCUCCAACACCACGUGGAUUGCCACCCGUCGCAAUGGUUUGACAGUCAUCGACCGUGUCGCUCGAUUCCAAGGGAGACUCCAACUCAACAUCACUUCAGGUGACUUGACGAUCUGUGAUUUGAGGAAAGAAGAUGAGAUGAAAUACACCGUGAAACUGGAACCGCAGCCAAAGACCAAAGAGAUCCGGCUCAUAGUAAACCGACGCCUUCAGAAGCCGACCAUUGAGCCACUGUUCAGAGCGGCUGGGGGGGGCGGCUUCUGGCUGGGGCUGCAGUGUUCCUCUCAAGAUGAAGCUGUGGAUUUCUCCUGGAAGAUCGAACCCCCCACUGAGACGAGUGGGAGGCAAGCGGAGAGAAAGUCAAAAGAGAUUUUCAUGUUCCUGAAGAACACGGAGACCGAUGUGGAGUUCACCUGCACCACCAGCAGGACCAAGGAAAACGUCUCCAGCACUUUCACUCUAAAGUCUGAUGAUACAACAAUCUGUGAAGCCAGAAAAUCUCCCAGCAGGAACAGAUGCAUUCUGGGAUUACCCAUCUGCUUGCUCAUCGGCUUUGUCAUACCAGUGGUAUUAUACAUGUGCAGAGAAAACAUCUGCGCUCCUUGUUGAUAGUUUGAGAGAGAGCGUCAGGAAGCUGGAAGGAGCUCAGCACAGGAAGCCUGAUGCUGUCAGACCAGGACUGCAGCUCCCCCUCCUUACACAGAUUACAACCUACAGUAGAGUACACUGCAUGGUCCCCUGCUGCUCCAUCAUUCACUCACCUCUACAUCACCUGGUGUCUUUUCUCAUGGACGCUGUAAAUAGUCUUUUGUCUCUUGUCCUUGUGUCCGUCCACGUGGGACUCUGAGGUUUUAUUUCUUUUCUCUGUUAAAAGGGUUUUUAAGUUAGUUUUACUCUUGUUAAGAUCUAUCAGACUUAUUAUAAUUUGUGAAUAUGAGACCAUACAAAUAAAAGGUGAUUGAUGAAUAAAAUUUGAUGACAGAUUAUAGUAGUGGUGUUCAAGGUAUUGAGUUCAUUUCUGAUCAAACUGUACUGUUUAUUAUAUUUUCUACUUCUAAUAUC
This is a messenger RNA of Platichthys flesus (European flounder), 1252 nucleotides long. RefSeq names its product CD48 antigen. The record is from RefSeq and is a predicted model, not a curated record. The transcript is spliced from 7 exons. NCBI's taxonomy places the organism in Eukaryota, Metazoa, Chordata, Actinopteri, Pleuronectiformes, Pleuronectidae. Bases 44 to 799 code for a protein of 251 amino acids.